Messenger RNA from Microtus oregoni (creeping vole), 606 nucleotides. RefSeq names its product growth factor receptor-bound protein 2-like. Gene Ontology annotation, molecular function: protein binding. Bases 1 to 606 code for a protein of 201 amino acids. The transcript has 2 exons. Lineage: Eukaryota; Metazoa; Chordata; Mammalia; Rodentia; Cricetidae. The record is from RefSeq and is a predicted model, not a curated record.
AUGGCAGCCACCUCGCAGGUAGCGCCGAGGAAGAAUAGGAGAGAUAUUGGAUUUUCUCCAUUUGCUGCAAAUUUUGGCUUUGCUGAAAUUCUCACCCUGAACAAAUCAGUACACAAUCUUGAACUUAAACCAGUUUUCAGGUGGUUUUUUGGCAAAAUCCCCAGAGCCAAGGCAGAAGAAAUGCUUUGCAAUCAGAGGCAUGAUGGGGCCUUCCUAAUCCGAGAGAGCGAGAGUGCCCCUGGGGACUUCUCCCUGUCUGUCAAGUUUGGGAAUGAUGUCCAGCACUUCAAGGUGCUCCGCGAUGGGGCUGGGAAGUAUUUCCUGUGGGUGGUGAAGUUCAAUUCUCUGAAUGAGCUGGUAGAUUACCACAGAUCGACAUCCGUGUCCAGGAACCAGCAGAUAUUCCUGCGGGAUAUAGAGCAGGUGCCACAGCAGCCAAUGUAUGUCCAGGCACUGUUUGACUUUGACCCCCAGGAGGAUGGUGAGCUGGGCUUUCGCAGAGGAGACUUCAUCCAUGUCAUGGAUAACUCAGAUCCCAAUUGGUGCCACUGGCAGACCGUCAUGUUUCGUCGCAAUUACGUCACCCCAGUGAACCGGAACAUCUAA